Klebsormidium nitens is the source of this 5487-nucleotide messenger RNA. The record is from the annotation of a GenBank genome assembly. NCBI's taxonomy places the organism in Eukaryota, Viridiplantae, Streptophyta, Klebsormidiophyceae, Klebsormidiales, Klebsormidiaceae.
AUGGGGGCUCCCCGCAGGCGGUCCCUGGCCGGCCAGACCGUCAGUGUUGCCGUGUCCGAAUCUGGCGUCUUGGACGAGACUGCCGUCCAAGAAAAACAAACCCGGCCCCAGCUUGGGAUCAGCGUCGCGCUUGCGACGUCUCUCACUAUUUUCGCACUGCUAGUUAUCCUUGCAUACUUCACAAAACCGGAGCACACUAAAUUGGAGGAGGGGCAGCUUUUGAGGGAGAGUCGCUUGGCUGGGGGAGAAACCGAUGGUGCGCAGAGGCGGGAGUUGAGGAUGCGGUUAAGCGGCAAUGUGGAGGGGUUAGGGCACCAAUUAGCGGCUAACCCGGUGGUUAACGACCUCCUGGGGGGGGGCUCGAGCAGCGGUAUUGCUGCACCGAUUGACGCCACCUUAACCCAAGUUAACCAGGGGAGCGUGGAAGAUGCGGAGAAAGGCAUGGUUAAGGAGGCUUUGGUGGAUCUAACCCUGCCACCAACUUUCGAAACUAACUUCGCUUCUGGCGAAACCCCCAGUGCAAUGCUGCCUAACAAGAUUCUUGACCUGUUCACAGACCAGCCCGCCGGAUACAUUCCGGGGGAGCUCCUUCCCCAGUCUUACGUCCCGGGGGGGGCUGUUCCAAACCUGUUCAACCUCCCCCCGUUCCCGUUAUAUACCCCCCCGGCAAAAAGUCUCGCCUCAAGGCUGGCUGAGGCGCUUCAUGGGUCAUCUGACGUCCCAUCGUCUCUCAAAGCUCAGGCGGCGAUGCUGAUUUUAGAGCAGUUCAUUCCAAAGCGGCUGUCGGACUUGCCCCUGUUUCACGGUCAGAGUGUGAAAAUCCCGGGGCUGCCUGCGGUGAGCCUGCCCAAGCUGGACGUGGAGAGUAUUUACACCUUGGUCGUCAAGGCGCAGGAGGCCAGGGAAGAUCUGUUGGGUUUCGUGAUCCAGGAGACUCUCGCGAGGGUGCUGCCAAUUGAGAACUACCGGAGCAUCAUCACAGCCGUCGAGUGUUCAGCUGAGCAGAUGGUUGUCCACGCUCUAGACACGACGCCCCUUCUCAGCUGGCCGGUCGGAGCUCUCCUCAUCGGCGACUCUGAGUGGGGCUGCGCCAAUUUUACCGGGGGCUCGGGCCCCUUCUACCGGGCGAUCAAGAGCGUGGCGACUGCAGCGGGCAAUUCCGUCAUUAUUACUUUUGAGAAAGAUGCGACGCACAUUCUGAGAGAUCUCAACUUGCCGGACCCCUCCCAAGCCGUCGGCCCCGCGGCCGCGGUCGCGCGCGAGCUACUCCACUGCACCACCCAAGCCUUCGACGCGCUGCCCAUCGACUUCGACAAACUCGCUUCCGAAUGUUCCGUCGUCGAAUCUGACUGCCUCGCCGGCGCGAUUCCGCUGGGCGCGAGAUGCGCGUCGGCGAUCCAGAGCGCGGCAUAUGCCGCGGCCGGGCCCGCGAGCACGCUCGUCGGCGUAGCGAAGUGCGCGCAGGUGGUGACAGCUGUCCUCGCGCAGGAGCACGCGGGGCGGCUGUUCACGGAGGGAGCUGUGAUGGGCUGCGGCGUGCUUCAAAACGCAUUUGCCCCGGGCAACGACUCCCUCAGCCAAUGCAUAUCUGGGUUCAACUUCACCGCCCUCGACGAGACCCAGUACGCGCAGCACGCGCGCGCAUGCCAGGACGACUCCUCGGCCGCCACGUGUUGCGCCAGCGUCCAAGCGGUCGCGUCCAAACUCCUGGCGGCAAACCCGGAGCAAGCGUCCGCAGUGCUUACGGACGCGGUACUCAGCGAGGGGUGUACGCACGCGCUGAAGGUUCGGAUGGGGCUGACCAACCAGAGCUUGGAGCAUUGUUCUGCCGUCUUUCCCACCAUCGAGACGCUCCUAGAGGGCAUCCAGUGCGCCGGAAAAAGUGCCGCCCAGGUGGCGAAGACGUUCGACGCCGGCAAAAUUGCCGUGGCGUGUGCACCGCUUGCCGGCGCGAGCGCUUCUUGCGGCGAAGAGAUUGCGAAGGCUGCAAAGGAACUCGCCGGAGGUGACAGCUCAGAGGGCUGCGAAGCGGCCGUCGUGAUGAACCUUUUCGCGAACCACUUUGACGUGGCGUUCUUUGCGCUAGCUCAGGUUCCGGGAGCCGCUACUAUUGGCGCCUCGCUUCCAUGGCUGAACCAGCUGAAAGACCAAGUCGCUCAGAUUCCCUACACCGUUUCGUCUUUCCCCUCGCUCUACAAAGCAGCUUUGGGCGACCUCUCUCAAACCCUAAACCUCAAAACCCUUUCGGACGCUCUCGCCGGUUGGGACUCCGCGGACGUCCGAACCCUGUCCGCGGCGUUCGCGCGCGUGCCCGCGCCCCUGCGCUCCGCGGCCGCCGCGCGCAUCGCGCGCGCGCUGAACCGCGGAACGGGUUUCGCGUCAGCGGCCUACAGCAUCGCUUUGGACGCCCAAGCCCUGGCGGGUUUGAUCGCGGGUUACCCGACCCUCCCUAACGGCCUUCCUAACCUGCGAUUAAGCCCGGAAACCCUGCUGUUACUGGCGCCGUUUCUCCCUAAUCGAAUGCCGGCUAUGGCUGAAGAGGGGCUUCCCUUAAACCCGGAAAUCCUAACCGCACUCUCCGAAGCUUAUCACAGCCUUCCCCAUGGACUCCCCGCUCUAACCGUUGACGCCGUAACCAUGGGUUUUCUCAGUGGUUAUCUUCCUAACCUUCCCCUAGAGCUUCUAUCGGGCUCCGUACCCCCGCUGCUGUUCGGCGAGGUCUUCCUGGCGGAGGUUUUGAAAACGGGUUUGCCAAACCUGGAUCAUAACCAGAUUGCGGACUUCUUAAAGAAAGCCCUCCCAAACCUGCCGGUAGAACCGGAGACACUGAUGGAAAUGGCUAAGGAGCAGUUUCCUAACGGCGUAAACCCGAAGACGAUCCGUUCCUUGUUGACGAAGAAGCUGUCCAGCGUCGAAGCCUUCCAGAUAGCACCGACGGAACUGUCGAACGUGGUUACCGCCAAUCUGCCCAUGCUGCCAUUCGACGUCGAAAGAUUGGACGGGCUUUUGGGUACCCUCUUCCCUGAAGGGAUCAUAAACGUGACCACCCUUCGAAAAUUGGCGACAAGAGCGUCGCAAAUGGAUAGGGCUGAGCUUAUCCAGGCCAUAAGCAGUCGCCUCCCGGAAGGAAGCAUCACAACGCGCCAGCUGGCAGAUCUGACGGCGGAGAAGCUCCCAAUGCUCAAGGUCGACGGCCCCAAGCUUGCGGACGUCCUCGCGACUUUCUUUCCCGACGGGCAGAUCAAUCGAACGUCGAUCGGAAUCCUUCUGAGGGAGAAGCUUCUGACCGCUGACGUCAGCCCGAAAGAACUCAUCGCGCGCGCGCGUGCUUACAUGGCGCGCGCGGGCGGCCGCGUGACGCCCGAAACGCUCCAAACCUUCCUGGGCACCCAUCUUCCGUUCGUCGGACUGGGCUCAACUGAACUCCAAACCCUCGCGCAAACCCUUUCCCAAACCCUCCUUCCCGCGCUAACUCUCGCGCAAACCCUGUCCGAGGCUCUAUCUCUAACCGCCAACACUGCCAAGGACGUCGCCCUUUACGAAACGGAAGUCUUGAUUGCUCUCCAAAUGCUCGUUUACAUGCCGGAAAUUAUCCACGCUAACACCGCGUUUCCCGGCGGGAUGGGCGCGCUCCCCUUGCUUUAUCUCCCGCUGCUAGUUCUUGGCCCUGCCAACGUUUUGCCUCAUCUGGGAGCGACGGAGGGUCUCUUUAAAGUCCUCGACGGACUUUCGGGUAUCCUGACUCCGCACCCUUCGGCCCCCCACUUCGACUGCUGCCCUCUCGAUUUCUCCAUUCCCGGUUCCGUUUACACGGACCUCUCAACCAACUGCCAAUCCGGAAGCGACGCUUAUGACGUGUAUUCGUGCUGCGGCGCCGUGCGGCUCGCGUUUCUGAAAGUCCUGGAAGCGAACGCGGCUAUUUUGCCGCCGGAGGUUUCGUCGCGCGCGCUGGCCGACGCGUGCGGCGCGGGGUUUAAGGCCCACCUGACGGGACUUUACAAGUACGAUCUAGGCGAUCCCACGCUUUCUCUAGACGAGUUCUGCGCCCCUGUAGCCGGCUUCGGAAUCAUCCCCGAUCUAAAUGUCGCCGUCGAGGCCCUGUUCAGCGACUGCCCACAUCGCGACCUGGCUUCCGUCGCCCUAGCCGCGGAUCUCGGCGCCCUAACAGGGCCUUGCCAAGACGCUUGCGCCGGCGAUUAUUCACACAACGAUCCCGAGGAGGUGUCCGCGCACUGGAAAGCGUGCAACGCCGCGAUAUGGGAACACGCCGACGCUCUCGCGGGCGAGGAGAGCGCGGCCGCGCGCGCGGCGUGCGCGGGGGUGGUGCGCGCGCGCCUCGAGCAGGCGUACUUCGGCAGCCUGUUCAACAGCACGGUGACGGACUGCGGCAGCGUCUUCGAGGGAACCCCUCUCGCGCCCUACCAAUCGCCCCCUCUUUUCAUGCCACCCCCAUCUGUGACUCCAACGCCCACAGAACCCUCACCCAAACCCGCAAUCAGCCCUUCACCCGAACCGUCGCCAAGCGCGCACCCGUCGCCGUCCCCUUCACCGUUAUCGCGAGCGACUCCGGUCCCGACCAAAACUCCCGCGCCUCUAGUUGCAACCGUCACGAUGGGGAUGGCGCUCAUCGGCGCGGCCGCCGAAGAGUUCGACGACGCGUCGAAAGAAAAGUUUAUCAGCUCGUUUGCAGUGGCGCAGAAACUCGACCCGUCAGCCGUGAAAGUGACGUCAGUCUCGUUCCGCGUGUCGCAAAGCGUGUCGCUCGACGGCAUCUCGUUCAACGAGUGGAACACCGUCGGAUCCUCCGCCUUCAUCAAAUCGAUCGCAACCGCGAGCAACGUCUCAAUUUCAGCCGUCCACGUGGACGGUCUGGACGUCAGCGACCGGAGGCGGCUGCUCUCUGCUGACGUCACGCCGGAUGGUCGCCAGCUGCUGGCGUCGGGGCAGUUUACCGUACGGUUUAGCAUUAACUGCACGCAGCCUGACCAGGCUGUUAACGUGGCGAAUUCGGUAACCCAGGUUCUGAACACAGGCGGCGUCGCGGCCGCGCUCGCGGCCCAAAACCUCCACCCCUCCGUGACGAUCGUCGACGCGCCUCACGUCGCGGUCGCGCUCACGAUCGAGGUCGUCGUCGCGGUCGCGGACCAGGCGGCCGCGGCCGCGCUCGCGGCCGCGAUGCAAACUUCCGUGGACGACGGAACCCUCCAGAGGGUGCUGGUCUUCUACGGCAUAUAUGCUGACGUUGUGAUUACGCAGCCGCCGUUUACGGCGAUUGAGGGGACGCCGCGGCCGCCGCCGCCGCCCUCGGAUGAGGUUCCGGUGGCGCAGAUCGUCAAGGCUGGGUCGAAUACUGGCUUGAUUGCGGGGAUUGUCGCGGGCUGCGCUGUGGGAGCCGUUCUCGUCGCCAGCGCGACGGCCUACUUCAUUCGAAGGAGGAACCAAAUCUUCGAUCAGCACAUGCCCCGCCCCGUUCGGCUGGUGAUCUGA